AUGGGCAGCAGUGCAUCGGUCAGCGAAGGCUCCCGGCUGGAGGCCGAGCCUGAACCAGAGCCUGAACCCCCCCGACCCCUGUCACCUGCGGGGCGGAGCGACGACACCCUGCAGGAGACGGUGGCAGAAGGUGAAGAAGUGUCUCUGGACUUUGAGAGUUUCCUCCAUAGCGACGGGACGCUCUACAGCUGCUUCAACCACCACGGAGACAGAGUUUAUGUGGACGAGUCUCAGAACCUGGUUCCGUUUCCAAAGGAGUGGUACGAUCAGGGACGCUUCCUCUCCGCCAACUAUGAGGGCUCCGGUCCUCCUCAGGGCUCCGGUCCUCCUCAGGCCAGCAGCGAGCUCCGGGAGGACGACCGCAGCGCCAGCAUCUACAUCCAGGGCAAAGGAACUGUCCUGACCUACAUGUUUGAGGAGCGUCUGAACGUCUGCAGGUUCUGGGAUCCUCGGUCGGGCGUCUGGCUGCUGCUGCCGCUGCAGUGGGAGGUGGACGUGGACUUUGUCAAAGCUCGGGUCCAGCAGGUCACGUCCGUGCUGCCGGGCCUGGUGGAUCAGAAGGAGAUCACUGCUGCGCUGCGACAGUGUAACUACGACCCUGAGGAGGUCAUCUCCUUCUACCUCACCAUGUUCGGAGAAGUCCUCCUGCAGGCGCCUCCCAGCGGAGACCACGACCACACCGACCUCAACUCCUUCAGGGCGCUGCUGGAGCGGGACCGGCUCAUCGAGGGUCUGAAGCUGCAGCUCCAGACCAAAGAGAAGGAAGUGGACCAUCUCUUCCAGAGGAACAGCUUCCUGGCCAGAGAAGUCCACUACCUGAGCGACGUGGUCCAGCAACUGAACCAGAAGCUGGCUGAGCAGGAGGCCGACCGGCAGGAGGCCCAAGAGAGGAUCAGAUCUCUCCUGAACCCUCACGCUCCUGCUGUCCCCCCCACCAGACCAGUCACCAAACCUGCUGUGGACCCGGACCAACUCCGCCGGCUGAGCCGCGUGACGCGUGAGCUCAACAUCUCCAACAAGCAGCUCGGCUCCACGGUUCAUCAGGCGAUGGACGACAUGAGGAACCGGCUGGAGCAGCUGAAGGGCGCCACGGGGAAGUUGGCCCAGGUGGAGCAGGAGUCGGCCGGGGAGGUGGAGGAGCUGCGGUCGCUCUACAGGAGGGAGGCGGUGGAGAGGAGGAGCCUUUACAACAAGCUGCUGGAGCUGCAGGGAAACAUCCGGGUGUUCUGUCGCUGCAGGAGAAGCUCCGCCUCCAGCUCCUGCGUGGAGAGAACGGACGAGCAGGAAGUGGUGGUCGUUCAGAAAGGAAGCAGGAAGAAGUUCCAGUUUGACAAAGUCUAUUCUCAGAGCAGCUCGCAGCAGGAGGUGUUUGCAGGAACUCUGCCGGUGAUCACGUCCUGCGUGGACGGAUAUAACGUCUGCAUUCUGGCCUACGGACAAACCGGAUCAGGGAAGACCUACACCAUGAUGGGGGGCAAGGAAAACCCUGGAGUCAACAUCAGGUCCAUACAAGAGCUGCUUCGCAUUUGUGCAGAAAAAGAAAAGGUCUCCUACAGUCUGAAGAUUUCCAUGCUGGAGAUUUACAACGACACUUUGAACGACCUUUUGACCAAAAGCGACGGCGCCACUCUUGACAUUCGAGUCCGAGGGAAGUCGGUGUCGGUCCCGGGACUCACUCAGAUCCAGGUCCGGACCGAGGCAGACAUCCUCAGCGUCAUGGAGACGGGCGAGAAGAACAGGAAGAUCGCCUCCACCAAGAUGAACACUCAGAGUUCUCGCUCUCACCUGGUGGUGGCGCUGGAGGUGGAGGGUUCAGACGAGGUCUCGGGUCUGACGUCUGGCGGCACGCUGACCCUGUGCGACCUCGCCGGUUCCGAGCGAAUCUCGAAGACUGAAGCUGAGGGUCAGAGGCUGGUGGAGGCCGCCGCCAUCAACAAGUCGCUGACGGCACUGGGACAGGUGUUCAGCGCUCUGAAGUGUAACGCCCUCCACGUCCCGUUCAGGAACUGUAAGCUCACCCACCUCCUGCAGCCCUGCCUCAGCGGGGACGCCAAGUGCUGCGUGUUCGUCAACGUCAGUCCCGACAUGAAGGACGCGGCGGAGACGCUCAGCACGCUGCAGUUCGGCUCCACCAUCCGACAGGUUGCGCUCGGUAAAGCGAAGCAGAACAUCGCACCAGCGAAGAACCAGUAG
Messenger RNA from Hippoglossus stenolepis (Pacific halibut), 2193 nucleotides. RefSeq names its product kinesin-like protein klp-3. NCBI's taxonomy places the organism in Eukaryota, Metazoa, Chordata, Actinopteri, Pleuronectiformes, Pleuronectidae. Bases 1 to 2193 code for a protein of 730 amino acids. Gene Ontology annotation, biological process: microtubule-based movement. Gene Ontology annotation, molecular function: microtubule motor activity; ATP binding; microtubule binding. The record is from RefSeq and is a predicted model, not a curated record. The transcript is spliced from 13 exons.